AUGGCCGGUGGGGUGUCUGGUGCAGUGAGGCACAGUCAGCCAAUUCUGGCUAGGUUGCACGAUCUCAAAUGUAUGAGGGAUCGAAAGAGGAGUAGUAAUCUGCUCCAAGUGGCCGAUGGCAGAACGAAAAUAGACAGGCUGUGCAGUGGCCUGACUGGCAAGCUGCUUUUGAGUGCGACCGUGGCCUCGCGAUGUGCUCGCUUACUGGAGAACCGUCUUCGGCCGCUGGUCUACCAAUGGUCAUCAAUGUAUGCAAAGCGUGGUCUCAUGACUCUCAUCAUUACACGCUUUCUGGGUGGCAGCACUCUCAGCGAGAUUGUUGUAGAUCUUAUCCUAGCACGGCCCGUCGCUCUAAAUGGUCCCCAAGCAUCUUGUAGUCAAUCUAGAGAAUCACUCGGCGAACUUCAGGGUUUUGGGUCGUGGUCAGCAUCGCUCGGGCUCAAUUUGGAUCUCGUCAAGUUGCAUAGCCGAUGGACUGCGAUUGCCGCUCGAACGAAAUCAUCAGCUUGUGCGGGUGAGAAUCAGUCGCUUGCGCCACAGCAGAAUCGUAUGUUCCGCUUCCGAAUGCGCUCUAUCCUGGCUAAUGGGAACGCUUGCCAACCGGUUUGCUGCGUUCGCCAUAUCGUUGAUUUCUCCGUAAACCACCCGACGCUAGAGCAUGCGAAGAUAUGCAAGGUACUUCAGGGAGUGCGUGCUAACGUCUUGAUGCAUGUCUUGUCGAUGUGCCACCUCGGCGAGGCUCGGACUCUGGGACUCUGGGACCAACGUGGGACAUUCUUCGGCUACGUGCUGCCGUGUAUUCUGGGCAGGAGAUCAGCGGUCAACCAGAGUGAUCUGCCAAAUGCGCCGGGAAUCGGUACCUCCACUGUCGGAUUCCAGCUACACCUCGGACGCUGCCCCGUACCAACAAUCAUUGAUGGUUGA
Messenger RNA from Pseudocercospora fijiensis CIRAD86, 924 nucleotides. RefSeq lists its product as uncharacterized. Lineage: Eukaryota; Fungi; Ascomycota; Dothideomycetes; Mycosphaerellales; Mycosphaerellaceae. The record is from RefSeq and is a predicted model, not a curated record. Bases 1 to 924 code for a protein of 307 amino acids. The transcript has 9 exons.